Messenger RNA from Humulus lupulus (European hop), 444 nucleotides. Its product is annotated as eukaryotic translation initiation factor 3 subunit B-like. Gene Ontology annotation, molecular function: RNA binding; translation initiation factor activity; translation initiation factor binding. The transcript is spliced from 3 exons. Bases 1 to 444 code for a protein of 147 amino acids. Gene Ontology annotation, biological process: translational initiation. The record is from RefSeq and is a predicted model, not a curated record. Lineage: Eukaryota; Viridiplantae; Streptophyta; Magnoliopsida; Rosales; Cannabaceae. Gene Ontology annotation, cellular component: eukaryotic translation initiation factor 3 complex.
AUGAAAGUGGAAUAUAACUUGUUAAAUCCCAUCAAUAAUGCGGAGUGGUCGGGGAAGAAUCUGAUCUCUGUUUACGUGACAGAAAAUUUCUUUCUUGUUGAUAAGAAAUCCUUGAAGGUCGAGAAUGUGAUGGAUUUCAGUUGGUCUCCUACUGAUCCAAUUCUUGCCCUGUUUGUUCCUGAAUUGGGGGUGGGAGCUGGGAAUCAACCUGCUAGGUUGGAAUUUUACAAUGUGGAUGAGUUAGAAACCAUGGCAACUGAUGAACAUUUCAAGGCAACAGACAAGGAAUGGGAUCCUACAGGAAGGCGUGCUGCAACUGCUGUGACUUCAGUUCAUGAGAUGGAGAAUGGAUUUAACAUUUGGUCCUUCAAUGGGAAGCUGCUUUACCGGAUAUUCCCCAAUAUGCAUUUGCUUUCAGUUGAGAAACAGAAAUGCAUAAACUAG